AUGUGGUCAGAGUGGGGGUGUGUCGUGCUUAUGCUGAAUACUGUGGUGGCUCUCUCUCCGGUGGUUAAAAUAGGCGCGGUGUUCACAGAAGACGCAAGGGGUGGUAGCACAGAGCUGGCUUUCAAAUACGCUGUGUACAGGAUCAAUAAAGAACGAACUCUUUUACCAAACAGCACUCUUGUUUACGACAUCCAAUAUACACCUUCCAGAGACAGCUUUCAGACUUUUAAGAAAGCGUGCGCACAGAUCCAGUCAGGUGCAGUUGCAUUGUUCAGCGGUGUGGGCCCACUGUUGGGAAACACAUUGGACCAUAUGAGCACCAGCCUACAUGCACCACAUCUCACUAUUGGACCUUUUACUCCUGAGAAUUGCCAUAAAACGGCACUUUUGCACGUCAGAGAUCCUCGUCGGACCUCUGAGUUUUCAAGUCCAGAUAAUGUCGGCAAUCGAGCAGACGGAUUACCUGAUGGUAAGCAAUCAGCGCCGCACAUGGCUACGGAGGAUAGGGAUUCGGGAUUUGGAGAUUUAGGGGUUGAGGAGGGAUUGGGGGAGAGGAAGGAUUGGGCCUCCGUAAACCAUACGUUCACGAUUAACCUGUACCCACCAAGAGAUCUUCUGACGAAGGCGUUUGCUGAAUUCCUCUCAUAUCUGAACUGGACGAGAAUGGGAGUCAUUUAUGAAGACUACGGAAAUGGUAAAUAUAGAAUAUAG
Molecule: messenger RNA, 711 nt
Organism: Spodoptera exigua (beet armyworm)
Lineage: Eukaryota; Metazoa; Arthropoda; Insecta; Lepidoptera; Noctuidae
Source: the annotation of a GenBank genome assembly